This is a messenger RNA of Corticium candelabrum, 1570 nucleotides long. RefSeq lists its product as uncharacterized. Bases 8 to 1570 code for a protein of 520 amino acids. The transcript has 4 exons. Gene Ontology annotation, cellular component: neuron projection. Lineage: Eukaryota; Metazoa; Porifera; Homoscleromorpha; Homosclerophorida; Plakinidae. The record is from RefSeq and is a predicted model, not a curated record.
UGAGUUUAUGAGUGAGGCGUAUGGUGAGGGUCGUGUUGAUAUUGGUCAUACAGAGACGAGUAGCAGACUGACGAUUCGGAGUUUGGUGAGAUGCGAUGCGGGGAUGUAUUCGUGUUGUGUUGAUGCCGAGUGUGAGGAGAUUCGGUUGCAUGUUGAAGAGGCUCCACAAAUUGCCGUUGCCCCAACUGCCCCCACAACAGUCAAUUAUGGUGCUGAAAUCUCCUUGCAAUGUGCUGCUACUGGCAUCCCUACACCACAGAUCACGUGGCUGAGAAACUCCCAAGAGCUCAAGUUUGACGAUAAUCGUCGUUUAAUUGACAUGGACAACGUGACUCAACGUCUUAAUGGACGGCCAGUUGAUGUGAUAUCUAACCUCAUGAUCAGGAAUAUCACUGAUGCGGAUGAUGGUGUGUACAAGUGCAAUGCCAGCAAUAGUCAAGGAUGGACGAGUGCAACAGUGAGGGUAAAGGUUGAUGUGGCAGACGUAUACAGAUAUCCUUUCAACUGUUUACAUCCUCCACACAGUUGGCCCCAAACAUGCACAUCCGUCGCAUCCACCGCCAGACCUCCCGCCGUUCUCGACGUUUCGCCCAACAUUCUACCCGGCAACGAAACUCAAGCCUUCGUCUACUGGAACGGCUGGACGUGCUUCACACAAACUCGUUGCCCGUUCCUCCAUUUCACAUGGAAAGUCUACACGCUGGAAAAACAAGGAAACCAUCUAGUACCUUGCACUAAGUGUGCGCAUGGACACGGCCUAUACAGCGAGCCAGUCAACGUACGUCCAUACCUACACAAACCACAAGGAAUUUACAUGAUCGAGUUAGCAGUUGAAUCGCCAGCUGACAAAGCGACGUCGAUCGCUCGCAGUCUGUUGCUCGUCGACGACGACUCGACAGUCAAGAAAUCAUCAACACACUCGUUGUCUGUUUCUAUGGCGACCAAACGUGUGGCAUUCGGGGACGCAACAUUUUGGUGGCGAACGGAUAAUUCGUUGGAUACGUUGACCGUCAAUUGGUCAAACUGUUUCUAUAAUUCGUUCGUUAAGCGUCGGCCAUCGUUGCUGUAUCCGGUUAGAACCUCGUCCGGUGGAUUGAAUAUUUCACACUCACCUCUCUCGUUCGAUGGCAUCAAGACAGUUAACGACUCAGGAGUCGUAGCAUUCUAUGUUACAUUGUGGAAUACGAGUGAGAGUCAGUCGGAUACGAUGCUUUCCAACGUCACACUCGGACGGUUCAACGACGGCUACUCAUUUGUGUACAAACCUCAUGAGUCUGGCGAGAUGCUCAGAGCUGACAUCGUCGCUACUGACGUAUUCGGUCAUAAAGGUGGCGACUCGGUUUUCGUCAUCACCGACUUCACUCAUCCACGGAUCACGAACUACGACAUAUGGGAUCGACGUCAACCGUCGAUUAAGAAUCCGUCGGUGUGUAAAUCAGCUGGGGGAAGCACGACGAGGCAUUACUCUCUCGAGUUUAACGUAUUGGACAAUGAAAGCGGGAUCGAUCACGUGGUAUGGCAUGUCGGUAGUCGAGCGGGAGGGACAGACGUGGGAUCCGACAACCAUUGA